UGGGCUCGCGAAGGCGCCCAAUCACCCACCCUCUCCAUCCAUUUUUUAAAUUUCUUGGCCGAUUUCUCUCUCUCUCUCUCUCUCGCUCCGCAUUUCAGUCCAUACUUGUUCAUGCUUCGAAGGUAGGGUUUUGCUCUCCCUCCCGAAAAAUCCCGAAAAAUCCUCCUCAAAAUCGACUGCAAAUCCCUCCGCAUUGGCCGCCGAUCUGCGGAGGGGCUUGGGGGCGAUGAUGAAGAGCCUGGUGGAUCCGUCGGCGGCGUUCCUGGCCGCCAGCGGAGGCGACACCGUGAAGCUGUUCGACGUGUCCGUGGAGGCCGGCGAUCCGUGCGCGUCGAGCUACGCGCCGUCGCCGGGGAGCCCCGUCCACUCCGUCAAGUGGAAUCACACUAAUUUAGUUGUUGCUAGUGCUGGGGAAGACGGGAAGAUCUCGCUUUGGAGGAAAAAUGGUCAAAGCAUGGGGACAUUAUCAGUGUCUGGGACAGAUGGUGGAGACAACACUGAGGAAUCUAUCAUGGCUAUUAGCUUUAGCAACAAGGGAUCCAGAUACAUAUGCUCCGGGGGAAGUGAUAAAGUCGUAAGAAUAUGGGAUUUGCAGAGGAAGCGUUGCAUUAAAGGGUUAAAGGGUCAUACCAAUACAAUAACAGGUGCCAUGUACAACUGUAAGGAUGAGCACUUGGCUUCUAUCAGUAUCAGUGGAGACCUCAUUCUUCACAACCUUGCAUCUGGUGCAAGGGCAGCUGAACUCAAGGACCCCAAUGCACAGGUACUUAGGGUACUUGACUACUCAAGGAUCAGUCGACACCUUUUGGUAACUGCUGGCGAUGAUGGGACAGUUAAUCUGUGGGACACUACUGGUCGUAGCCCCAAGAUUGCUUGGUUGAAGCAGCAUUCUGCACCAACGGCUGGUGUUAGCUUUUCUCCAUCCAGUGAUAAGAUGAUCGCUAGUGUUGGUUACGAUAAAAAACUGUAUACCUAUGACUCUGGAUCUAGAAGGUUCUCUUCUUGCACUUCUUAUGAAGCACCUUUCUCUUCAUUGGCUUUUAGAGAUGAUGGAUGGAUAUUGGCUGCUGGAACCAGCAAUGGUCGCAUAGUUUUUUAUGAUGUCCGGGCAAAGCCUCAACCUUUCACUGUUCUUCGUGCUUAUAGCAGUUCAGAGGCUGUUACGAGUUUAUGCUGGCAAAGAGCCAAACCAGUUAUUGUGAACGAGAGUAACUGUUCGGCUGAGACUGCUCUUCUUGGAGGUGCUGAUGAAGAAUCAAUACUUAUGCCGGAUCCGCUUCCCUCCGCAGCAUCAUCGAACCUUACAAUGUCUACGUCGGUAUCUGGCUCACGUAAUCCUGGCCGAUCAAGUCUUUCUCUAGAUGCAACUUCGCUGACAACAAGUAGCAGUGGAUUAACCAUGAGCACGCAAAAUUUGGUUUCAUCUGAGGAAACACCCAACAGAAGCCAUCUAUGGCCUGGUGGCACAUUGGCUAGGUUGCAUGCUCCGCGUUCUACAUUUAACCUGAGGGAUGACAUGGAGGUUUUCUCUCCCCUUGUCGACGUCCAGCCAAUUACGCCCUCACUUGAUAAACUAUGGAACGACGAUGAUGGUAGGAAGAAAGAUCUUUCUGCUCUUGAUAAGAGACCUUCUUCGCUGUUGUUUCCUUCAUCCAAUCGACGGUAUCCCUUUACUGAGGAUGGAAGUAACAUUCAUCCUAUAUUUGAUUGGAAAUCUGGCUCCAAUUCAGGACAGGAUGAAAAUCGAAUUUUAACACAGCUUGGAUCUACUCCACCUCCAUCAUCCAAGAGUGAAGAUUCUUCUAUCACUCCUCCAGAAGCUUGGGGUGGGGAAAAGGUAUUGGACAAAUAUGCUCAUCUUCGUCAACCUCUCACUUUGCCCUCUCGUCUUGGAACGUUAGCUGGAAGUCAAACAUCAGGAUCAAUGUUUUCGUUCCAAGAUUUUCCCUCAUCAGUGAGCCCGACAAGUAUCAGCUCUUUAACAAGUUCAAACUUCGAUUACCCAAAUCUGCGGAGUAAAGAUACUUCCAACAUUCAAGAGACUCCACUUGGAUAUUCAGAACUCCCUCCCUCUAGUUCAUUGUCCUUGUCUUUUGGGCCGAAAGGCGUGAUGGGACAAACUACAGUGGAAUCUUCUGGAACAGCAUCUCUGACCCUGCCACGGCGAUUUUCCACUUAUGCUGAGAGAAUAAGCACUACUUCUUCCUUCAGUGACGGACCAUCCAAUUCAGUAGGUUCACCAAAAACCAAGAAAACAGGAAUUGAAACCAAGGAAGAGCUUCUUAGCAGUUUGUUAUCUAGGUCAGAAACAUCAGCCGCCUUGGAACCAGGGACUCUUCCAACAAUCAAUGGAGGAAUACCACAUUUUCAGAGGACAUCUCAUGUGGAUUCACAGCAGGGAAGUUCCUUUACAUUGCAGCUCUUUCAACGAACCCUUGACGAAACCCUAGUUUCCUUUCAGAAAUCAAUUCACGAGGAUAUGAGAAAUCUACACAUUGAAAUAUUGAGACAAUUCCAUAUGCAAGAGAUGGAAAUGUCGAGAGUGAUGGCCUCAAUUCUGGAAAAUCAAGCUGAGUUGAUGAAAGAAGUCAAAUAUCUUCGCAGAGAAAAUCAACAGCUUCGCCAAUUGCUUUGAGAUAAGAGAUAAGAGAACUUAGCUCGAUCAUUUUUGCCGGAAAACGGUUGAAUCUCUCUUCCUUUCAGUGUUUAGAGUCUCUCGAUUGCUUUUGUUUGACUCGAUGAAGAGCGACAGUUUUCUAAUUAAAGUUCAUGCGGGGGGAGUGCAUAGAUGCUAAGAGAGAUAAUGCAAAUGUACUAUGUGAUGUAGGAAUUCACUGUUGUACAGAGUCAUUCUAUUCUGGUGAUAGUGUUCUUCAAGCCAGCAUAAGUUUGUGUGUAAUAUGUAUCAGAUACGUUGAGCUUGUUUGUAGCUUCGAUUUGGCAGAGUGGUAUUGGUUUUCUUC
This is a messenger RNA of Syzygium oleosum, 2963 nucleotides long. Its product is annotated as protein NEDD1. Gene Ontology annotation, molecular function: gamma-tubulin complex binding; protein binding. Bases 227 to 2635 code for a protein of 802 amino acids. Gene Ontology annotation, cellular component: kinetochore microtubule. The transcript has 10 exons. Gene Ontology annotation, biological process: cell plate assembly; positive regulation of cytokinesis; regulation of mitotic spindle organization. The record is from RefSeq and is a predicted model, not a curated record. NCBI's taxonomy places the organism in Eukaryota, Viridiplantae, Streptophyta, Magnoliopsida, Myrtales, Myrtaceae.